GUCCACAGGCUGUUCAUGAGACUUCACUGAUGGGUGAAGGCCCCUCUCGGGUGUUAGUACAUGAGCAGAAUAUCCUGGCUCGGUUCUCCAUCCACGGACCUUGCACCUCCCAGGCAGCAGAACUCUAACGCUAGGCAAACUCAACCAUAAACAAUGUCGCCAGCUCAAGCACAGUCAGCUCUAGCACCAAUAUGUAUCAAAUACUGGGAACAUUCCGGGAACAAGAAGCACAUGGUGUUUUUACAGGAACAGCGCGGGAGAAGGACACAGUCAGGAUAAUAUUGCAAAGAAAUGCACUUGUUGAUACUUUGGUAUUCACAUGAGAAAAAUGCUCGGUGUUGCAUGUUGGUAAAGAUACGUAAGCUUUGUUGCUUUGUCCGCUGUUACAUUGGGGUAUGUUCCCAUGAGUCAAAGAUAUAAAACGCUGUGCUGUGCCUUGAAUAAACGGAGCUUCACCAUCUUGUCUCCCUGCCUCUCACUGCUCGGCGCAGGGUAUCAGGAACUAAGCUGGCCUUAGCAUUCCUGGGGAGGAAGAGUUUAAGACUCUCACAGCCACUGAGCUGGACGCGUGCAAGUGGCACCCAACAUGGGGCUGCAUUGCUGCCAUGAAGCCGAUCGGGGCUGCAGAGAGUAAGACAGCUGCAUGAAACAGUCGGGAAUCAUCUGGACAAAGAAGACUCGACACCCACUCAGACACCGAGGUCUGUUGGAGCCAGGGAGGACCUGACGAGUAGCUGUUGAAAGAUUACAGAUGAAGGAGAAAUCUGGGUUAGAAGUAAAGAUGUCAGACUUAUACAUUCAAAACAAGAAGAAAAGAAGAAGGAUGGCCAAACGACGGAGGAGCAGUAGGAGAAAGGAUGAAAGAAACAAGUUGUACACAGUCACUUACAUGAUACUGACAACACUCAUAUUAGGUUUGCAGAUAACACAAACUGUAGCUGAAGAGAAUACAACUAGAUGGGCUUUUGUGACAAAACCACCUUGGCCCAGGGUAGUUACGUGGGAAGAAACUCUCCCAGAAGUGAUAUUACAAGGCAGUGUUUCACAGGGAUUAGGUAAAGAGUUUAAUUUUGUUUCAACAGGCAAUAAUUCAAAACCCACAAUAAAGUUUAAUUUUACAGGAUUAGCUUUAGCUCCACCAUUGUGUGUCACAAAGACAAAUAACACUCGAAAUAUUUGUGUACAAUUAAAGAAUCUUACAUUUCGAUUUGAAGGUACUCAAUUUAAUGAGACAGGGCCAACAAAAUCUAUCAUGCACUUUCAACAUUUCAACAUCACGAUGUUGGGUAUCAAAGGACAGUGGUGUGACAAUUCCACACCAAUAAUGAGGCCUACCAAAUAUUCUCCUUGUUAUUUGGCUAUGUGGCCAGACAAGAAGGAAUACCCACCCUGGUUGGACUGUGUUACUGCUGAAAGACAUUGUAUCAACAUCAAUGGCACAACUUUACAAUCCUGGCAUAAUUAUACUAAAGACAUUAAUGACAGUCACACCUACUCCCCAGCCUUUGGGGGAUAUCCUAAACCUGCUUGGAUUUUGCUUAAUGGUAAAGUUGAAGAUCAGUUGUGGAAGGCAUGGGCAGCACUCGGGCCUAUCCAUUUAACCUCAGCAUGGAAGAGACAGGAAUCGGCAUCAUUUUCCGACGUCGCCUGUGCUCAAGCUUGUUUACUGGGACAAUUUGCAUUCAUGUGGGGAAAAGAAAAUAACAUCACUAUCACAAAAUUGGACUCUGGUGAAUAUAAUGUUACUUGUAUGAAUUGUAGUGUGUCAGAAUGUAGAGGGUCGAAGAUAAAUGAUCAAUUGAUAUUUAUCGUAACACAACAGAAAUUUGCCCUUAUACCUGUGAAAAGCAAAGAAUGGUAUCAUACUAGGGCUGAUCAUAUUUUUGGUAUUAUAGAACACAAAAGUGACUUAGUUUUAAGAAGACAAAAGAGGUGUAUUUCUUGCGUUGCUUUGGGCAUUGUUUCAUUAAUAGCUUUGAUUUCUUCUACUGUCUCUAUAGCACUGUCAAUUUCCACUGUUCAAAAUGAAAUUGUUCAAGUUGAAUUUUUGAAUGAACUUGCAAAAAAUGUAUCUAUAGGCUUUGCUACACAAAAACACAUUGAUACUAACUUUUAUCACAUCUUAGAGGGUAUGAAAGAAACAAUAAUUGAAAUAGGUGAUGAAUUGGAUAUUCUUGAAUAUUGUACUCAUUUACAAUGUGAUUGAUUAUAGGUUCCAAUUUAUGUGUCUUACCAAUGUUGUGUAUAAUUCAUCUCAAUGGGACUGGAUGAGGAUACGUAGACAUUUGAAUGGAUUGUUUGAAAAUUCUACAUUGUCAUUGGACAUUGAUGAGUUGUAUCACAUUGCUCAAGAAAUUUCACAUGCAGCUGAUAGGGAUCUAAUGCCUGAGAAAACGGCACAACAUAUUAUAUAUUGGAUAGAUAAGAUCAAAACUCCCUUUUCCAAUAUGGCUCAUACAAUCACAUCUAUUGUGACUGCAGUAAUUCCUAUUAUUCUUUUUGUUCUUAUCUUGCUUUGUUGUACUCCGUGCUUACUCCAAUGUAUAACCAGGCUGUUAAACAAUAUAUAUACUGAUAUGCAUACACUGAAACUGCGACAAAAGCAAAAAGGGGGAAUUGUUAGGGAUCUGUAGGACGUUGAGGUCCACAGGCUGUUCAUGAGACUUCACUGAUGGGUGAAGGCCCCUCUCGGGUGUUAGUACAUGAGCAGAAUAUCCUGGCUCGGUUCUCCAUCCACGGACCUUGCACCUCCCAGGCAGCAGAACUCUAACGCUAGGCAAACUCAACCAUAAACAAUGUCGCCAGCUCAAGCACAGUCAGCUCUAGCACCAAUAUGUAUCAAAUACUGGGAACAUUCCGGGAACAAGAAGCACAUGGUGUUUUUACGGGAACAGCCCGGGAGAAGGACACAGUCAGGAUAAUGUUGCAAAGAAAUGCACUUGUUGAUACUUUGAUUGGUAUUCACAUGAGAAAAAUGCUCGGUGUUGCAUGUUGGUAAAGAUAUGUAAACUUUGUUGCUUUGUCCGCUGUUACAUUGGGGUAUGUUCCCAUGAGUCAAAAAGGUAUAAAACGCUGUGCUGUGCCUUGAAUAAACGGAGCUUCACCAUCUUGUCUCCCUGCCUCUCACUGCUCGGCGCAGGGUAUCAGGAACUAAGCUGGCCUUAGCAUUCCUGGGGAGGAAGAGUUUAAGACUCUCACAGCCACUGAGCUGGACGCGCACAGGCUUCAGACCAGUUCAUAUUCCCUUUUGUUGUUGCAGAUGUGGG
Molecule: messenger RNA, 3266 nt
Organism: Phascolarctos cinereus (koala)
Lineage: Eukaryota; Metazoa; Chordata; Mammalia; Diprotodontia; Phascolarctidae
Source: RefSeq, a predicted model, not a curated record